Malassezia pachydermatis is the source of this 2205-nucleotide messenger RNA. Its product is annotated as protein phosphatase 2a regulatory b subunit. The record is from RefSeq and is a predicted model, not a curated record. Gene Ontology annotation, biological process: signal transduction. Gene Ontology annotation, molecular function: protein phosphatase regulator activity. Gene Ontology annotation, cellular component: protein phosphatase type 2A complex. Lineage: Eukaryota; Fungi; Basidiomycota; Malasseziomycetes; Malasseziales; Malasseziaceae. The coding region runs from base 1 to 2205 and encodes 734 amino acids. The transcript has 3 exons.
AUGAAGGGCCUCAAAAAGGCUAUGGCCCUUUCACGAUCCCGGCAUUCAGACAGCCAGAAUCGUAACAACAAUGCCGCCAAUGCGGCACCAGCUCCGCCAACGAAAGACACACCAACACGAAGCUUCCUUUCAGGCUCGGGUAGGAAUCACAGCUCCUCUUCUUUUGCGUCCAAUGCGAGUUCAGCGUCCCGUGUAUCAUCGUCCUCGUCAACACAUUCGCAAUCCAGCAAAAUAGGAACGAGCAACACUACAAGCGCAUCAUCCACAACUCCUAUGCAGAUGCCACGCCCUGCCGGAAUGGGUGCACCAGUGCAUGCAUCGCCGAACAAGAGUGCUGUGCCAUCCGCUGAGGGAACGCCUCGUCCUAGCGGAUCUGUCACCCCUUCUACAUCGGCCAGCUCCUUAGGUGGUGUAUCAACAAGCUCAGGUACGACGCCUUCUAUUGCACUGGCUCGUACACGUCAACCAGUCCAGCCUAUGGUGGCACCGAAAGAUACGAUUCCCGUCGUACGAACGCCACCGAGAAAGCAGCGCAGCAGCCGCAUUCAGCCAUCGGACAACAUGAACUUGGAAGCGCUUCCACCAUUCUCCGAUGUGAUGCCAUCGGAGCGUACUUCCUUGUUUGUGAAAAAACUCCGUCAAUGCAGCGUCGUGUUUGAUUUCACUGAUGCAAGCCUCGAGUUGCCAGGGAAGCAGAUUAAGGCACAAGCAUUGCAGGAGAUGCUGGAGUAUAUCACUACCCAGCGCGGUACGAUUACGGAACCUAUUUAUCCCGAAAUGGUAAACAUGUUUGCAUCGAACUUAUUCCGGACGAUUCCGCCACCUUCGAGUUCUCUGGGUGAAGCAUUUGAUCCUGAAGAAGAUGAGCCAGUUUUAGAGCUAGCAUGGCCUCACCUCCAACUUGUGUAUGAGCUUUUCUUGCGCUUUGUCGAAAGCUCAGACCUGAAUACCAGUGUGGCAAAGAAAUUUAUUGACCAUUCAUUUGUGUUGCACUUGCUAGACUUGUUCGACAGUGAAGAUCCUCGGGAGCGUGACUUCUUGAAAACUACGUUACACCGAAUCUACGGAAAGUUCUUAAAUCUUCGUGCUUUUAUUCGUCGCUCUAUCAACAACGUGUUUUUCCAGUUUAUUUAUGAGACCGAAAGGCACAAUGGUAUUGCGGAACUACUCGAAAUUCUUGGUUCAAUUAUCAACGGUUUUGCUUUGCCAUUGAAAGAGGAACACAAGGUGUUCUUGUCGCGGGUUCUUCUCCCUCUCCAUAAGGUGAAAAGCCUGGCUAUGUACCAUCCUCAGCUUGCGUACUGUGUUGUACAAUUUAUCGAAAAAGACAGUACCCUCACAGAAGAGGUGAUGCUUGGCUUACUGCGCUUCUGGCCCAAGACCAAUUCUCAAAAAGAAGUUAUGUUCUUGAAUGAAAUUGAGGAAGUGUUGGAUGUUAUUGAACCCACAGACUUUGUCAAAAUCCAAGUGCCAUUUUUCCAGCAACUUGCUCGCUGUGUUGAAAGCCAACACUUCCAAGUGGCCGAACGCGCUCUUUAUUUCUGGAAUAAUGAGUAUAUUGUCAACCUUAUGGGUGAUAACAUUCAAGUUAUUUUGCCCAUUGUAUUUGGGAGCUUGUAUGAAACAUCCAAGACGCAUUGGAACCCUACUAUUCACACGCUUGUAUACAAUGCCUUGAAGUUGUUCAUGGAAAUAAACCCAGCGUACUUUGACCUUGUGUCAAAUGAGCAUCAACACCAAGUUAUGAUGACCCAACAACGUGAUCAAGAACGGGAUCAAGCAUGGCGGCGCCUUCGUGCGGAUGCACUUCGGAAUUCUAAGAAGCAUGGCAUGUCCCUUCCUCAAUCAGCACAACCUUUGGAUAGAAAUCCAGCUUCUCGAGCAACAAAGCGCUCCCCUGGCGCCAAGGAGUCUGGCGCAUUUGCCAGUAUGCUUCCCUUGGCGAAUUCGUUAGCUGGUUUAGCGCCACCUGCACUGAGCCUCGCAUCAUCAUCAGGCGUUGUUCAUGGUCUAGGACCUAGCGUUGAUAUUGUCAAUCAAGACAAUAGACCUGUAUCCCCUGCCCAUGAUACCUCGUUCGGUGAUGAUCACGACCUAUCACCAAACAGCACAGCUGGCACGUCGCAUACAGGCGAGUUUGAAGAUGCGGAACAAAGCAUCUUGCAUGACUUGGCAGACCAUAUUGUACCUUCCUAUAUCGAAUAA